This is a messenger RNA of Beauveria bassiana ARSEF 2860, 3150 nucleotides long. RefSeq names its product ribosomal protein L27. The record is from RefSeq and is a predicted model, not a curated record. The transcript has 9 exons. Gene Ontology annotation, molecular function: structural constituent of ribosome. Lineage: Eukaryota; Fungi; Ascomycota; Sordariomycetes; Hypocreales; Cordycipitaceae. Gene Ontology annotation, biological process: translation. Bases 1 to 3150 code for a protein of 1049 amino acids. Gene Ontology annotation, cellular component: ribosome; mitochondrial large ribosomal subunit.
AUGGCAUUGCGGUUUCUCUCGGCCCAAAGGCCGUCGCUGACAGCGACUUCUACUUUGUCAAGACUGGCCGGCAUUACGUUGCAGCCGCAACUCAGUCAUGCCGUUGUCCUGGGCCAGAGAUACGCCUCGGUCAAGGCGCAAGGAGCGUACAAGCAAAAACCGAAGCGAGGCAUUCCCAAGAAGCUAGGAGCUAAGCGAACUGGAGACCAAUUCGUCAUCCCUGGCAACAUCAUCUACAAGCAGCGCGGAACGCCCUGGUGGCCCGGCGAAAACUGCAACAUGGGCCGCGACCACACUAUCCAUGCGACAGCGACGGGCUACGUCAAGUACUACCGCGAUCCGGCCCGCCACCCCGACCGCAAAUACAUUGGCGUCGUCUUCGACAAGAAGGACACCCUACCGUAUCCCGCGCACGCCGAGCGCAAGCGACGCCUCAAUAUGACGGCGCAUCCGAUUCGCGAGGCGCCUGUCAAGCCCGAGCUGUCGGCGUCGGGUAUCCCCUUCGAGGUGACACGCGUGCAGGCCGGCGAGCCGGACCGCCUGCUCAAGCUGCGCGACGACUACAGCUACCGCGAGGACAACUGGCGCAUCGGCCGGCUGGUCAAGACAACGGGACUGAAGCUCAAACGGUUCCGCACCCGAAAGCAGUACCUCCGCAACAGGCGCUGGCGCCGCGAGAGGGAGCUUGCGGGCCAGCGCCAGGCACAGACGAGACGCGCUGAACAGGGUGGCGAUGCGUACAAACCGGGCAAGAAGGUGGACCACAGCGGAUCUUCAGUAGGAUGCGAUUUUUUUCAACGCAUGAAUCUCGAAACUUCAUUAGAGUCCCUGCUCAGAGAUAAUCAUACUGCGCUGGCUUGUGCCCCAUGUCGGACUAGCCAACCCGGCACCUCGCCAUCACCGCUUGAUCGAAUUGCACGGCCAUUGACGAUUGGCAAAAUCAUGCCAUCACCGCAACCUUCCGGCUCGCGGGCCAUGAGUCAGGUGCCGCUACCGGACCUGCGACCUGUCCCAAGGACGGUCAGCGAGGUGCCACUGCCUUCAUAUGUGCAGCCCGCAACCCCAGUGAGCCGUGCAAGCUCCAAGCUAAUGUCGCUCAACUCGGCCAUCAUGGCUGCUCAGCGCGAGUGGGAGCAGAAAAAAGAGGUUCGUGGUCAGUCGAGUAGCAACAGCACCGACUCCGAGUCCAGCGACUCGACAGCUUCGGACAAGUCUAGCCCUGAAUCAGCCAAAGAUACAGAAUUAGCCUUGACGGGCUUAUCCGCGGUGCCCAUCACCGGUGAAAAGCGUAGUCCCAGCAAUGCAGCGCUUGACGCUUCAUCAAGGCCCACAAAGCGCACGCUUUCCACAUCAAUCGAAGAACCACCAGGGCCUUCUUCAUCCGUUAAGAAUACCAUUGAGAGAUCAAUUCAGCUUAUACGCGACUUUGAAGUACGAACUCGCCCUCGGGAUGUUGGGGAGCACCCCCGAGGCGCAUGGCUAACGUUUAACCACAACGACGCCAUCGCUACUCGUGCUGAUGGAAUGGCCUAUGAUUACUAUCAUGCUUACAAGGGUAGGGUGGAAAGUAUGAGCGGCGCCCUCAUUCCAACAAACUAUCGACUCCGCCUCUCAUCCAAGUUCCCUUACGUCUGUCCAGACGUAGACUGCCGUAAAUCUUUUGAUAGUGCAAGGGCACUGGGGGGUCAUUUUUCAGCAGCACAUAAAGGUAGCGCGUAUAACGAUAAUUGCGACGGCACGUUUACGAAAACCGGCACCUUUAAGAGAGUUCCCGGAGAGAGUUGGCGGGCUAUUGUGGUAUCUCGAGUCAGCGUGGACGGAAAAGACGAGGAGGGUGCGUAUGCCGAUAAAAAGCUGGAGCCGUUUACUCCGGCGCAUGUGGCCUUGACGCACCCUGAUCCCUUCACGUACGUCGGUCAAUUCACUUCACGCGGGAAAGGCUACUUUGAGUGUUUACGCUCAGCACUCGUUCGAGAGCUCGCCCAGCUCCCAAAGCGACGUCAUUUGCCCCAAUCGUGGAUCGACUUCUACAAGAAGAAGCCCGUGAGUAUGACGAUAUUUAGCCUCGCACUCGCAUACGUCACCGGAGUGGAAGUGUUUGGGAAGGACGCCUGCAACGCUUCGUUGGGCGACCCCGACCACAGGCUGUCAGACUGCUCCGUUGCUGUUCCGUUUGAGCUCUCCAGCAGGCUAAAGAAUUUGCACUUCCCUGAGAAUAGCUGCGUGGGCUGCUAUUACGCUGCCGAGAUCCAUGAGCGGGCGAAUUAUUGCUCAUGGGCGACUAGGUCACGGGAUUUCCUCGACCGAUACGCGAAACGUGUUGAUGGGCUUGAAGAGUCAUUGUCUUCAUCAUCAUCAGAAGAAGAUGGCUAUGGUGCUCCAUUCCGUCAGCCACGGGUUGCAGAUGAAAUUGCGCAAAGACGGCGGAAUGCCAGAGCUGUUGAGGCCGUCAUCAAAGCUGGAAAAGCAGACAUUCUCGAGCUACCACCUCCGGAUGCUAAAUCUGCUGACUCAACCACGGCAAACAAUAAAAGAAGGGUCAACAUGAUUCCGGCGCCACUGUCCUUGGAACAGCCACCGACUCGAUUCGUCUAUAGCCAGAGUCGCGCAUUGACUGAGCCAAGGACGGUCCAAGGUGGACCUCGGCCGGCGGAGUCAUAUCAGCUUCCUCCGUCUGGCCGUACGUCGAGAUCUGCAGCGGCAUUGAGAAUAUCGAGAGACUCAAUUUCUCCUGGGCCGCCCACUCGGCCUGGCCGCUCAGCCCAGGCUCCUCCGCCGCAGCUUGAGAUGGAGAGCUGGGAGGUUGCACCCGGUCGAAUAGUUGACGCAGCGCACGGCGAAAACAUUGCCUACUCCAAUGCCUAUCUUAAUGGGCGCGAGCCGAUUACAGUCUCCGAAGACGUUGCUUUUAAUGUCAUUACGAUCAAACCGGGUGACAAGGCUCGGUGGGAGGCAGACGACUCGCAACUCCGGACUUGCUCUGUGGCAUCGGGCAAGGUCGAGAUGACGAUAGGGGCCAAAAGAUUUGGCACAGGACCCAACAGCCUCUUCAUCAUCCGGCCCGGCGAGACGUGUGUCGCGACUAACAAGCUAUACAUUGAUGCAACAAUUCACUGCACGACAGUGAAAAGCUACUCGCUCUUGUCUUGA